This is a messenger RNA of Megalops cyprinoides (Indo-Pacific tarpon), 930 nucleotides long. It is a transcript of the gene vax1, whose product is annotated as ventral anterior homeobox 1. The transcript is spliced from 3 exons. Gene Ontology annotation, molecular function: DNA-binding transcription factor activity, RNA polymerase II-specific; DNA binding. Bases 1 to 930 code for a protein of 309 amino acids. Gene Ontology annotation, biological process: central nervous system development; neuron differentiation; regulation of DNA-templated transcription. NCBI's taxonomy places the organism in Eukaryota, Metazoa, Chordata, Actinopteri, Elopiformes, Megalopidae. The record is from RefSeq and is a predicted model, not a curated record.
AUGGAGGUUCGAUACAGUCAAGAGACCGAGUCGGGAAUGGCGCUGAAGAAUGGGCUUAAGGAUGGGAAAGACAGCAAGGAUUCCCAAGGAAACAUUUCCAAAUCCUUUCUGAAGGAGCAGCAGGAGACCUUCUCGGCUUCUGGGACAGUGGAGAAUUGCGAAAAAAGCCGAGGGAACUCGGGAGACCCGGACUACUGCAGGAGAAUCCUAGUCAGAGAUGCCAAAGGGUCCAUCAGAGAGAUUAUCCUGCCGAAGGGUCUGGAUCUAGACCGACCCAAGCGGACCAGGACUUCUUUCACCGCCGAGCAGCUCUACCGAUUGGAGAUGGAGUUCCAGAGGUGCCAGUACGUUGUCGGCAGGGAACGCACGGAGCUGGCCCGACAACUCAAUCUGUCAGAAACUCAGGUAAAAGUUUGGUUCCAGAACCGCCGCACGAAACAGAAGAAGGACCAGGGCAAGGACUCAGAGCUGCGCUCGGUGGUGUCGGAGACGGCAGCCACAUGCAGCGUGCUCAGACUGCUGGAGCAGGGCCGCCUCCUCACCCCGCCCGGCCUCCCGGGACUCUUGCCCCACUGCGGCAGCGGCACCUUGGGCUCGGCCCUGCGGGGCCCCUCCAUGGGCAUCGCCAACAGCAGCAGCAGCAGCAGCAGCUCAGGGACCGGUGGCAGCCCGCCUCUGCCGGCCGUGACAAGCUCGGGGGCGGCCACAGUCCUGCCGGGCUCCACGCCCGCCCACGGCCUCUUCAGCUUCCCCAUGCCCUCGCUGCUGGGCACCGUGGCCACCCGGAUAUCCUCCAACCCCCUGUCCAUGGCCGGCUCCUUGGCCGGGAACCUGCAGGAACUAUCGGCACGCUACCUGAGCUCUUCAGCUUUCGAACCUUACUCCCGGACCAACAGCAAGGAGUCCAUGGACAAGAAAGUGCUGGAAUGA